GGUUCCUUGCGUCACAGACAUUUUACACAGAAGCUUGUGCCGGUGAAGAGAGAGAAAGACUUUGGCACAGUUUGAGACAUUGAUGAGAUCUCUUCUGAAGCUAUAGAGGAGACACAUAUAUAUUUAAUUUCUCUGCUAUUCUGGACAAUAUUCAUUCGUCAAAUCACAAUGUAGUCCAUCACUGAUAUCUCUGUACAAGUUUGGUUCUUGGAACAACACUGUAUGUACUGGAUUGCCAUCAUGUGUGGUUUAAGUUUAGUACUUCACACAUGAUUGUUCAUUAAAGCAGCUGGCACAGAAAUCCACAGGACUGAAUGCUAGAGAGGUGGUAACAGGAAAGCGAUAUGAGGAGAGGACGCAGAAAAGGAGGAAGUCGGGAGAAGGUGUUCGGUUGCGACCUGCUUGAACAUCUGACCUCCACCGCGCAAGAGAUUCCUCUAGUAUUACGCAGCUGUAGUGAAUUUAUUGAGGAACAUGGAAUCGUUGAUGGGAUUUACAGACUGUCGGGAGUUUCGUCCAAUACACAGAAAUUAAGAUCUGAGUUUGAUUCUGAAGGAACUCCUGACCUCUGUAAGGAUGUUUAUCUGCAGGAUAUUCACUGUGUCAGUUCUCUGUGUAAAGCAUACUUCAGAGAACUGCCCAACCCUCUACUCACAUAUGAACUCUACGAUCGCUUUGCUGAUGCCGUGGCUAUUCAACUGGAAGAUGAGAGACUGGUGAAGAUUAAAGAGGUGUUGAAGGAUCUACCUGUCCCUCAUUACAGGACUCUGGAAUAUUUGAUGCGACAUCUGGUCAAGAUGUCCACAUUUGCAUCUCAGACCAACAUGCAUGCCAGAAACCUUGCCAUCGUUUGGGCCCCAAACCUCCUCAGAUCGAAGGACAUCGAGUCGACCGGUUUUAACGGCACAGCAGCAUUCAUGGAGGUGCGAGUUCAGUCCAUCGUGGUGGAGUUUAUUCUCACUCAUGUGACCGAGCUCUUCCCUGGAUCAGGUUUGGCUGUGGAGCGCAGGAAGUCCCUCCCCUCACCCUCAGUGCUGUCCAAUCAGGAUGACCAUUUCUUCAAGUCUUUGCCUUUGCAUUGUUCAGGAAACCUCAGUCCUGGUGAUGGGCCACCACCCAUGCGACCAUACCAUGCAAUCAUCGACGGCACUGACAAGAGGAAGGGUUCCCUCAAAGGCAGAAAGUGGAGGUCUAUCUUUAAUUUGGGUGCGAGACUGCAUGAUCCACGCAAGAAAAACAAAUAUUGUCCUAAAGAUAAAGAGGAGAUGACUCUGCGGCCGGCGAAAAGUAUGGACUCUCUGAGCACAGGGCCUUAUGGGGUGGAAGAUUCGAAGCAUCCUCCUCUGGUCCUGUCCGUGGCCUCAGGCAGCUCAGAGGGCAUGUCUUCUGUUGGUGGGGGCAUGUCUAGUGGUUAUGCGGUGACUUACCGGCGUACGGGAGGGGCACAGGUGAGCAUGGUGAGUGGAGGGACUGCAGGUACUUACAAUCGUCUGGAUGCAGGGGGCGGAGCCACUGGAGCAGAAGGGUCAUCGCAUGGCGUGUCCAGGUCACCAGGCAUGACGAACAAAGCGGACCGGCGCGCCGGUAUCCACAUAUCAGGACCCUUCUCAGUGACUGUUCCCCUUCACAUUACUUCGGGUUUGGCUUUGGGUGUUCUACAGGGGGGCUGGAAUGAGAAGGAAGAAGACGGUGAGGAAGAUCAACCAGAAACAGAAGACGGCAAUGACACAGGGCAGAAAGAGGAAGAGAGGAUGUCCACAGAUGGGAAUUCGCAAACAGAGAGAAAAAAUAAUGAUGUUCUAGAAAUCAACUUGGACAGUCAGGUGGAUUGUGGGAAGGAAAUAACAAUGAUUACAGGAAAGGAGAACGUUACGCCGGAGAAGCAAGACACAACCAUAGGAGCAGAGAAGGAAGAUCUGACCCUGAAUCAAGAGCCUGUGAAGGCAAAUGUAGAAGAUACAGAGCCACAGGACAAAAAAGAAACCAUUGAGGGGGUUUACAUGGACAUGAGAGGACACCUGAAUCAAGAAUCAUCAGCAGCUCAGUGGGGGACUGACUGUAAACUGUCCCCCGUGUAUGUGGAGUUUUCUGAACAGGAUUUUCCACUGGAUGUCCAGGAAGCUUUCGGGUUCCUCGAUUUGAUGGACAGCAGUGCAUCAAACCAGAUUGAGUUUUCCGUAGAGCCACCCUGUUUUGAAGAGGAAGAUGAGGAAGUGGAGGAUGAAAACAAGGACAAUCAGGCUCUCUCCUGCGCAACACAAAACCACAGUAUUGCCUCUGAAGUGCCUGUAGCUAAAAGCAUCAGUCCGACAAUCAAACACAGGCCUCUACCUGGCAAAUCACACAGUUUACCUUAUAAGUCCCGCCCCUUCAUGCCCGCCCUGUCAUUAUCCUCAGAUGACGAAUACAGCCCUGGUGACGAUGAUGAAGAUGAUGAUUCCGAUAAAGGCUCUGAAUAUGAGGACAUGUUUUGUCAAAGUCUCCCAUCCAGUCGUGAUUUUCACGGUCUAUCCUGGUCAAGUCCACAAACAUCUGCUUCAGUGAACAGUGUGGUAGAUGUUCACUCCAUCAACCAAUCAGAAUGCUUAGAUGAGGAACACAGAAUAUAUCUUCCAGAGUACAUUAAAGAUGUGCAAUCCAUUAUCCAAUCAGAAGACGUGAUUCUUGCAGCUACCACAAUAAUAGAUAACCGUGAAGAGCAUCUCAGUUCAGACGAUUUAAAGAUGAACGAUCAUCAUAUGGAUGAAAAGAAGAAUGAAGAGAGAGAAUCAGAGGACGUGGAGAAUGAUAUAGACACUUUAACGGUAGAAGACAACCCAGAAAGUGAAGCCAGUGAAGAGGACACAUAUUUUGGACCAGACUUGAUACCGUCUUUGCCAGAGCCCAACCAGACCAAGAUCGCCUCGAACAUCAGCGUCCAUGAUGAGCCCAUCCAAGGACAGUUUACAGAUGUAGCGGUUCAACAGGUGCCGGAUGCCGACGUUUACCAAGACAACACAGUGAGUGAUGUCAUAAUCGCAGAUGACCUCACUGUCACGGACUCCGCCUCUUUGGCUCCUCAAGACGAAGUGAAGAUGGAUCACCCGCCGGAGGAACAAAAAACUUUUUCCGGUGACAGAGACGUGAUUGAGGAGAUGAGGACAUCGGAAGAUGGUGCAACAGAGGAGGAAGAGAAGAAAAGUGAUGAAACUACAGAAGAAGGGGAAAAGAUAUUGGAGGCUGAAGAGUUAAAAACGACUGAACAUGAAGAAAAAUGGAGUGAAAAUGAAGAGAACCCUGAGGAAAAAGCUGAAAAUAUGGAAGAGUUUAUAAACAUCAAUGAAAUAGUUCAGGAGUUGGAGGAAAAUGGGUCUGUAGAAGGAUGUAGUGAUGAAAAAGUAGAACAAAAAGAUUUAGAGGAAAACGAUGGAGAAAAGAUGAGCAAUGACAAGAAUGUUGGAGGUUCUGAGGAGAACGCCAACAAUAAAACAGACAGUUGUUAUGAGUUAAGUUCUACAGACAUAGCUGAGGGAAAUAUAUCUCAUGAAGGAAUAACAGAAGAGAUAUUUGAAGUAAGUUCAUUUAGUAACGAUCUUGAACAGUCUACAUUCAUCCAUCAACCAGAUGAGAUUCCAUGUGAAAAAAUGGAGGACAGGGAGAUGGAAGAGGAGGCAAUGAUCCCAGACGUCGAAUUGCCACAAAGUGUUGAACACAAUGAUGCACCAGAGCUGGAGAGGGUGACAAACGAUCCCAAACAGUCUCCAAGUAAAUUGCCAUAUCAGGUGAAGGCCGUACCUGUUGUCCCACCCAAACCUCAAAACUCCAAACUCACCGCUUUCACUCUCAGACAAAAGCAAAGAUAUUCACAAGUAAUGGACACAGAUGGGCAACAUGCCAAACUGGAUGAGACAGACGAACAGCACAUAGAAAACAAGAAACAGAGAGAGAAUGAAAAGACAGAGGAAACCGAUGAAACCACAGAGAUCGUUAAAAAACAGCUGAAGGAAACCGAUGUGGAUGGGAUGAGUCGGGAAGACGAGACAAUGCAAGAAAGGGAGGAUCCGAGAGAAAGACAGGGGACUUGGGAUGGUGGGAAAGAUGUCAUCAGGGAAACGGAGAAAGAGGUGAAGAGGAACAGCACCAUCAGUAUGUGUUUCGAUGAAGCUGUCGCUCGAGCCACAGUGAAGAGGAGCAGAGAGAGAGAAAACACAGACAGAUUAUCAGGAGUUCAGAGGGAACGAGAGAACAGAAGAGACAGAUCCAAAACCCGAGAGAAAGAGGACGAGAGCAAAACUGACUAGGGGACCAUGUAUGAUCAAAUGUGUAAAAUACUGUGUGCAAAGAACGGCAAACAACUUCUUCUUUCGGCUGCUCCCUUUAGAGGUCACCAUAGCGGACCAUCUGUGAUCUGCAUAUUUGACUUGGCACAGGUUUUACGCCGGAUGCCCUUCCUGACGCAACCCCGAGUGGCUGGGGGACUCUCACUCACACCUACGGGGCAAUUUAGAGCCUCCAAUUCACUUAACCUGCAUGUUUGUGGACUUGUGGGAGAAACCGGAGCACCCGGAGUAAACCCAACGAGAACAAAAGGAGAACAUGCAAACCCCACACAGAAAGGCCCAGUUGAGCCGGGACUCGAACCCGGGACCUUCUUGCUGUGAGGCGACAGUGCUAACCGCCCAAAAGAACGGCAAGCAACUAAUGUACCUAUUCUACUUUUCUUUCAAUACCAAUACCAAUUUUAUCAUGCAUCAAAAUGUUUUUAUUCAAAUAAACGCAGCCCACCUUUCAGGCUUGUUCUAUCGCAAUUGUCACACAGUCAUCCGAAUUAAAGGUGCUAUAAGCGAUAUAUUUCAGUGAAUAUAUCACUGAAAUAAGUGUCAUGAGGUAUCUCACCGGUCUCUGUGACAGCUCUAGACUUUGUAAACAACAUAUAAAAAUGUGUCCGCGGGCCGCGGCCUCUAACGCUUUCUGCCUGUCAAUCAUUUUGCGCGUUCUCAUAGUGUUGUCGUUGCAGCGAAUUAUAUAUUUUGAGGCUUAAUGCCAUAUUCUGAUUUAUAAUUUGUAGUUGAGGGCGCUAUUUCGCUGCUGUUGUAUUUGACAACCGUGGGAACAUGCUUUGUGUCGGUUUCAAACGAUAUUUUAGAGCUACUUAGUUUCAACGGUAUCGGGUGCGUUGUUUUGGAAAGAGGGGUCGUGGGUAAAUCAACAACUCAGUCUCGUGGAAGUGAAUUGCUUACAGCACCUUUAACUAUUCAUUUUAAGUAUUAGUAUUAACUAUUAAAUCAAAGCUGUCCAUUUUCAGCCAGCUUAUCAAUUAAGGUUGUAGCAGUUUAAUGUUGUGAUCAUUGUAGUGUUUGUAAUAAAUGUUAAAGGGAUAAUACAAGUUCAGCUCAAUCGACAGAAUUAAUUUUAGUGGUAAUCAACAUGAUCCCACAAAUGCUGUCGAUUGAGCUUAACUUGUACUACUCCUUUAAUACAUUCAAAGGCACAUAAAAAGAGCAACUCAGGGAACAAACACAGAAUCUGUAUCGAGAAAGGAUGUGUUAUACUGUAUAUUCAAAUGUCAUAUUUUUUAGAAAGCCUCUGUUGUCGCAAACAUUUCUAUUCAAUAAAUUAGUGUUUUCUUUA
Molecule: messenger RNA, 5610 nt
Organism: Myxocyprinus asiaticus (Chinese sucker)
Lineage: Eukaryota; Metazoa; Chordata; Actinopteri; Cypriniformes; Catostomidae
Product: rho GTPase-activating protein 30-like
Exons: 15
Coding region: 345-4280 (1311 amino acids)
Biological process (GO): small GTPase-mediated signal transduction
Molecular function (GO): GTPase activator activity
Source: RefSeq, a predicted model, not a curated record